Haliotis rufescens (red abalone) is the source of this 1519-nucleotide messenger RNA. Its product is annotated as membrane progestin receptor beta-like. Lineage: Eukaryota; Metazoa; Mollusca; Gastropoda; Lepetellida; Haliotidae. Bases 302 to 1330 code for a protein of 342 amino acids. The transcript is spliced from 2 exons. Gene Ontology annotation, cellular component: membrane. The record is from RefSeq and is a predicted model, not a curated record. Gene Ontology annotation, molecular function: signaling receptor activity.
UGUGUUCUGUGAGAGCGUGGAGGUCGGCGAGAGAGAGAGAGGGAGCGUGCGGGCGAGUGAGCGGUGGUGUGGCAGAGAAAGAAGCCAUGACGGGCUAUGGAGAUGGUUUGUGUAACCACGUCGCCCCUGUUCAAGUAUUGUGGGGGUGUUUGGAUUUGUUUUGGUGACAAGGGCGGAGGUCUAUCAGCACUUUUCAUGGAGUGUCGGAGGCAGCGGGGCGCUGAAUGGAAAAUAUGUCGCGGUAACCUCUUCCAAAGUCAAACUUUUUGUUUUGGCCGAGCGUUGAAUAUACGUAUUGAAGAUGCUGAGGUCGGAGCUGACGUCGCUGAUGAUUCGGGCCCAUCAUCUGCUCCGAAAGCAGCCGACAUUCAAGUCGGAGGAAGUUCCGAUGUUGUACCGCGAGCCAGGGGUUCUAACCGGAUAUCGUCUGCCUGGAAUGAAACUGGUAUCCUAUAUCAUCAGCGUCCUACAGUUGAACAACGAGGUCGUCAACGUUUGGACACAUCUCAUCGGCUUUGUGGUCGUUCUCUUCAAGAUCCACUUUCUGCUGGAAGAAUUUGGACCAGACGAUUCUAGGAUCUUCCCGGUCAUCGGUUUCGGAGUCUGUUGUCUUGUUUAUACCUCUUUCAGCGUGAUCGCGCAUACUCUUCACUCUAUCUCUCCCGUUGUCCAUUACACGUGCUUCCAAGUUGACUACGCCGGAAUAGCACUGUACGCCUUUGGGGGGUCACUCUCAGUGUUUUAUACGAGUGCCGACAGUGAAACAAAAAUCCAGCUGCAGUCGUGGUUUCUUCCCGUGAACUUCACACUCUCUUGGUUUUGCUUUCUGUGUUGUUGUAUAGCGAAGCUAAAAUAUCGUAGACCAUAUCCGAUCAGUAGAAAGUUAUGGCAGGUGAUCCCUUAUGGUGUUCACACGCUCUUCACAAUGGCGCUCGUCUUCCGCAGAACCGUCAAGUGUUACUCCGACAACUGCAGCGACCCGGGGUUAUACAUGCAUGGAACUGCCGUCAUACUCGCCUUUAUUGCAGCCUUGACCUUUUCAAGCCAUCUUCCGGAGAAAGUGUGGCCAGGUCUGUUUGAUUUGAUUGGUCAAGGACACCAUGUGUUCCACGUGGUCAGCAUCUUUCUAACCCUCAAACAGUUUGAUGCUGCUCAUUGGGACAUUUUGCAUUCCAGUAUUGACGUCACUAACGACGUCACACCUAAAUUAUCCUCAGUACUGGGCGUGAUAACUGGUUUGUGUGUGUGCUGUGUCUUAACUAUUCUUGCCUUGAGGCCGUUCGUCACGAAGGUCGUGCAAGAUGGUGACAUUUUAGAAAAAAAGAAAUGAGUGAUUUAGUAUGUAUAAAUUAUUUUGUAUGUUUUACAGAUUGAUAUUGAUAUAUUUUGUAAUACGUGGGUGUCAUAAACGAUUUUUGUAUCAGCAAACGUUUGUUUAUAUGUUGUGCUUCUCUAAGCACGGAAGACUCUUGAGAUACACAGCUUGACAGCUUGGAAGCCUUAGUAGAUACAUGUCUAA